This is a messenger RNA of Saccostrea cuccullata (small rock oyster), 1195 nucleotides long. RefSeq lists its product as uncharacterized. The record is from RefSeq and is a predicted model, not a curated record. The transcript is spliced from 4 exons. The annotation marks the transcript as partial. Lineage: Eukaryota; Metazoa; Mollusca; Bivalvia; Ostreida; Ostreidae.
AUGUUACCGGAUAAGUUCUCCACAUUGACUGAUGACGAGGUGUGUUUGUUAUUCUGUUAUCUGUGUUCUGACUCCGGUCCUCCUGACUUCACUGACACAGAGUGGCUGGACUUGUUUAAUUGGAUACGACAGUUACACUGUAAUAGGGAUCCUGUAACACGUGAGGAGGCACAGCAGACUCUGGACAGACUGAAGUCACGUGAUUACCUCUGGGAAGAUCAGGACAAGAUAACGAAGGACACAAAGGAUGAGACAAUGUAUAUGAUAGCAUCAAAAGACAGUCGUAUACCAUUCUGGUACAGUAGUUAUGACACAACCAGUGUGUACCUGAGAUCAGAGGAAUACAACAGAAAACCUGGAGAGAAGUGUGUCAUUAGUCCUAGUCACUGUGAUUCCUUACUGAUACGCCGUUUACAGAUGAACAUACUGACUCACGUCACUAUGGAGGACACGGAGAUAUAUGAUGAGAUACACCGGAUAUUGAAUGUUUCAAUAAAUAUCCUAAAGGACAGUGAAGAUAAAAAAGCAAAAUUAUUAACGGAUCUAAGAAAAGAAGGGGAGACUGUACAUUACAGAGGAAGAUCACAGGACAGUGUAGAUCACCUGACGUGGCUCUGGAGAUACGGGAGAUAUGACAUCGUGAGAUCCUGUGUAGGUCUACAUCCACACAAUGAUAUUUACAUCAUCGACAACAAAGCUUACAGAAAACCAAGUAAAUACCAUAACUAUUCACCAGAAGUCAAAUGUCUAUUGUACAGCAUACUGUUAACUGAGAAAUAUCAGCUGAAUCUCAAUGAACAAUCACACAGAAUCAUUAGGGACAAAAUCAGAGACAGAUAUUUCCCUGAUAUUAAUGAUGACGGUUUGGUAUAUCCUGAUGAAAUCACAGAAACACAUGACGGUGUGAUAACCUUUUUAUCAGACGACAUCCGACAUGACGUCAUGUACGCCUUUGUUACGGAGUGUCUGGUGGAGGACAGUGAUCUGAAAUUUUUCCUGACCACGGCGUCACGUGACGUGAUCUCAGAAUACUGCCGGUCCUGGGAUUAUGAGAAGAGUGAGGGAGAGAGAUGUCUGUAUGUACCGGAGAGACCGGAGAAGAUGUACGACCUCUUUAUAGACAAACUACAGCUGGACAUCAUCACACACCGUACCGUGUCUGACACAUGGAUUCAUGACAGGAUCAGUAAACAUU